Messenger RNA from Oryza brachyantha (malo sina), 2794 nucleotides. Its product is annotated as casein kinase 1-like protein HD16. Gene Ontology annotation, molecular function: ATP binding; protein serine/threonine kinase activity. Gene Ontology annotation, biological process: endocytosis; signal transduction; peptidyl-serine phosphorylation. Bases 163 to 2268 code for a protein of 701 amino acids. The transcript is spliced from 17 exons. The record is from RefSeq and is a predicted model, not a curated record. Lineage: Eukaryota; Viridiplantae; Streptophyta; Magnoliopsida; Poales; Poaceae. Gene Ontology annotation, cellular component: nucleus; cytoplasm.
CUCAGCGGUGUGUGUGUGUGUGCGCCUCUCCGCGAGACCAGACACCAACCUCUCUCUCCCAUCCCCCCCUCGCCCCUCUCCUCCUCCUCGCCGCCGCCGCCGCCGCCGACGCCAACGCAGCCCCGAGAUUUGUGGGCGGCAGGAAGUGCAUGGGGAGAGAGGAUGCCAGAGUUGCGUAGUGGAGUUCGGCAAGCUCGGUUGACGGCAAAGAAGGUUGAGGACCUUGCAGCACAAGACCCAGCUGAGAACUUGGUAGCAGUGGCACCGACGGUGGCAGGAAGACGCGGCAGAGGAAGGAGUGGGAGGGGUGGAGGUAGAGCAACAGGAAGAGGAAGAGGAAGAGGAAGAGCAGGAAGAGGGCGAGGUGUUCCAGUGAUUGAUUUGGACCCAGACCAACCUUGUGAGGUUCUUCCAGGAGGUGCUGUUGGUGGAGGCACUGCUGCUGGUCCACUUCAUAUAGAGGGAAUUGCUGAUAAGGUUGUGAAGAUGGAUGGCGGGAGUGCUGAGAAGGUCGGUGGAGGUGAAGAUGAAGGGAAUGCAUCUCCAGUUCCAGAUAAGGUUCAAGUAGGCCAAUCUCCACAAUACAAGGUAGAGCGGAAGUUGGGAAAAGGUGGUUUUGGACAGGUUUAUGUUGGCAGAAGGAUUUCUGGUGGAACUGAGCGCACUGGACCUGAUGCUAUUGAGGUAGCUUUAAAAUUUGAGCACCGCAACAGUAAGGGUUGCAAUUAUGGCCCUCCAUAUGAGUGGCAAGUUUAUAGUGCUCUGAAUGGAUGUUAUGGUAUACCCUGGGUUCACUACAAGGGCCGGCAGGGGGACUAUUAUGUUCUGGUAAUGGACAUCCUAGGACCUAGCCUUUGGGAUGUUUGGAAUUCUGUUGGGCAGGCGAUGACCCCAAGUAUGGUUGCUUGCAUCGCUGUAGAGGCAAUUUCUAUCCUUGAAAAACUUCAUGCAAAAGGGUUUGUUCAUGGAGAUGUUAAACCAGAAAAUUUUUUACUUGGCCAACCUGGAUCACCUGAUGAGAAGAAACUUUUUUUGAUUGAUCUUGGCUUAGCAUCUAAAUGGAAGGAAACAGCAUCUGGACAGCAUGUUGAUUAUGAUCAAAGGCCAGACAUAUUUAGGGGUACAAUAAGAUAUGCUAGUGUCCAUGCCCAUUUAGGCCGUACUGGUAGCAGAAGGGAUGAUCUGGAAUCAUUAGCAUACACAUUGAUAUUUCUUCUCAGAGGAAGGUUACCUUGGCAAGGCUACCAGGGUGAGAACAAGAGUUUUCUUGUUUGCAAGAAGAAAAUGGCUACCUCUCCAGACCUUCUGUGCUGUUUCUGUCCCCCACCUUUUAAACUUUUUCUGGAGAGCGUGACAAACAUGAGAUUCGAUGAAGAGCCAAACUACCCAAAGCUUAUUUCCCUUUUUGAUGAAUUGAUUGAACCCCAGCAUUUGAGGCCUAUUAGAAUUGAUGGUGCUCUAAAGGCUGGACAAAAACGUGGAAGGUUGCUCGUAAAUCUUGAAGAAGAUGAACAACCAAAGAAGAAAGUUCGACUUGGAAGCCCAGCGAAUCAGUGGAUAUCAGUUUAUAAUGCUAGGAGACCCAUGAAACAAAGAUACCAUUACAAUGUAGCAGAUGCCAGGCUUCAUCAACACAUUGAGAAGGGUAAUGAAGAUGGAUUGUUUAUUAGUUCAGUGGCAUCUUCAGCCAAUCUUUGGGCACUUAUUAUGGACGCGGGGACUGGGUUCACAUCACAAGUUUAUGAACUAUCACCAAUUUUCCUACAUAAGGAUUGGAUUAUGGAGCAAUGGGAAAAUAAUUACUACAUCAGUGCCAUAGCGGGCGCAACAAAUGGAAGCUCCUUGGUGGUCAUGUCAAAAGGAACUCCUUACACUCAACAGUCUUACAAAGUUAGUGAAUCGUUUCCCUUCAAAUGGAUCAACAAGAAGUGGAAAGAAGGAUUUCAUGUUACAUCAAUGACUACUGCAGGAAGCCGCUGGGGUGUAGUUAUGUCAAGGAAUUCUGGAUUUUCUGAACAGGUAGUAGAAUUGGAUUUUCUAUAUCCUAGUGAAGGUAUCCACCGUCGGUGGGAGAAUGGUUAUAGAAUAACUUCUACAGCUGCCACUGGUGACCAGGCUGCUUUUAUAUUGAGUAUACCCAAAAGAAAAUUGAUGGACGAGACACAAGAAACUCUCAGAACAUCUGCUUUUCCAAGCAAUCAUGUGAAGGAUAAAUGGGCCAAGAAUCUCUACAUUGCUUCGAUAUGCUAUGGCCGGACGGUAUCUUAGGCAUACCCCCUGCACACCAACUCGGGGCUGAGCAUAUUCGCAACUGAGUUGAUGUCGGGAAAACCAGCAAUCUAGUUGCUGCUCUCUGUUACUCUGUAUGUGUAGGUAACAUUGGCUAGGUAAACCUUACAACAUGGCCAGAGUAGGGGCGCGAGAAGAAGAAGGGAGGAAUGUCGACGGACAGCUAAAUAAGCUGAUGAGGAUGUCAUCCGGCUGGUCUGGUGGAGGUGGCAGCAGCAGAUGCCGUCAAACAUAUUUUGCAUCAAGAUGCUUUGCUGCAGUCCUUGCUGCGGUGCAAAGCAUGGACGACCCUAUAACCUCUUUUGGAGGCCUAUAAUCUGAGAGCCCGUUGUGUAUAGCUCUGUCGUGUCCUGCGUUUUGUCUGGUUGGAAGCGAAGUACCAUGUUUCCAGAACUCCGGAAUUGUCUAAAUUAUUGUGUGAGAAACGAGUGUACUGAUAAAUCGUUGUAUCGAUUCCAUUAUUCGAUGAUCCCAUUUCAUUAAUGCAACAAUGUUGCAUUACUGA